This is a messenger RNA of Gracilinanus agilis (Agile Gracile Mouse Opossum), 441 nucleotides long. It is a transcript of the gene DCK, whose product is annotated as deoxycytidine kinase. Gene Ontology annotation, molecular function: deoxycytidine kinase activity. NCBI's taxonomy places the organism in Eukaryota, Metazoa, Chordata, Mammalia, Didelphimorphia, Didelphidae. The coding region runs from base 1 to 441 and encodes 146 amino acids. The transcript has 5 exons. The record is from RefSeq and is a predicted model, not a curated record. Gene Ontology annotation, cellular component: cytoplasm; mitochondrion.
AUGGCCACCCCACCCAAGAGGAGCUGUCCAUCUCCCGCCACCGAAGCGGGGGGGACUCGCCUCAAGAAGAUCGCCAUCGAAGGCAACAUCGCUGCAGGGAAGUCAACAUUUGUAAAUAUCCUUAAGCAAGUCUCUGAUGAUUGGGAAGUGGUUCCUGAGCCUGUUGCCAGGUGGUGCAAUGUUCAGAGCACUCAGGAUGAAUUUGAGAAAUGUUUACAUAGAAUAUACUUGAGGGGAAGAGAAGAAGAACAAGAAAUUCCUCUAGAAUACUUAGAAAAACUGCACUAUAAACAUGAAAGCUGGCUCCAGAAUAGAACACUGAAAACCAACUUUGAUUAUCUGCAAGAGAUACCCAUCUUAACAUUGGACAUUAAUGAAGAUUUUAAGGACAGAUAUGAAAAUCUUGUUGAAAAGGUCAAGGAAUUUUUGAGCACUUUGUAA